This is a messenger RNA of Galendromus occidentalis (western predatory mite), 1424 nucleotides long. RefSeq names its product nucleolin 2. Bases 273 to 863 code for a protein of 196 amino acids. The transcript is spliced from 7 exons. Lineage: Eukaryota; Metazoa; Arthropoda; Arachnida; Mesostigmata; Phytoseiidae. The record is from RefSeq and is a predicted model, not a curated record.
ACUUGGCAUACAUCAUUCAGGACGGUAUCAUUCUCGUGCGUGGUGCCGUUCAUGGGCGCGCCGCGCUUCCCUCGUUCAGAAGAGACCGCAAAUGCAUCCAUGCUGCUUCCGAUUGGUGGAGCGCUAGCCGACGAUUCGCGAAGAGUGGGUUUAUUCUUUUGGCGGCGGAGAGCGGAAUUCGGAGAUCAUCGACAACAGCCGUCCCGAACUCGAGUUCCGUACUCGAGGCUACAGUCAACACAAGAUACAAGAGAACAGUUUCGUGAGGAACAAUGUCAUCUUCGUCUUCAGCGUUAUCGAGCUCGGGCGAAGAAGAAGCGCCACCCCCCAGGCGGACGAGGAGCUCAACGAGUCGUCAAGCUCCAAUUAAGCGACGAUCGCGAACACCGACGAAACGGGUUGUGUACAGCCCGGAGAGUUCCUCCGACGAGGAGAUUGCGCCAGCCAAGAGAAGAAGAAAUCCUCCACGCUCACCGCAGAAAGCCGCAAAUGACAGCGAUCCCGCCUCUACUGAACGCAACACGAGAAAUGCGAGAAAACGUCGCUCCGUGAGUUUCGUCAACUCGCCUCAAAAAGAUGAUCAGGGGAACGGAGCUGAGGCAGAGUCCGACUCUGAUACACCAACUCCCAGAGAAUCGUCGCCGCUGAGAGAGCAACAGAAGACAAGGACGCCCCAGACUUCGGUCGGUAGUCCCAGAAUGAAUGGCACAGUUCGAACCCCGAGAGCAAAAGCAGACAUAAUCCUGGAGGAGAAUUUCGUCCAUGCGUUGAAAAUGAACACAGCCAUGAUGGGUGAUCUCGCAGCGGAAUUGCGUCUCUUGCGUGAAGCCGUCGUAUCGCAAAACCGGAUGCGGUCAACCUGAAGAAUUCUCUUUGUGCGGAGAAGGCGCGCUUGAGCCUUCGACCCCCACUUGGAGACGAAGCCUCCCAAAACUCCCUUUUCGACCAUGAUAUCUUCUCCACAUCUCGAGGGAAGAGUUGCAUACUCCUUAGGUAGCUCAUCGAUGAAUGACCAAUUUGCCCGACACGUCACCAGGGGCGAUCGAUCUCGGAUAUAACGCAGGGAGGCUCUAUCUAUAAGACUGUUCAGAACGAAUGCCAGGAAGAGAGAUCCCGGUCUGAGGAAAUUUUUGUGCUGGGGAAGGUGAGCCUCUCGAGCAGCGCUUGUUGCCGCUCGAGGGAGAACAAACGCCUCGUACGACGCCUAGGCCAUUACUUGGACAAGCUUUGAGAUCCUUCAGAGACGAAGUUACUUCAAGGACAUUGUGGAAUCUUCAUAAAUUGUGGGAGAUUCCACAGUGUCGAGGAAUCUAAAUUGGAUGACAUACUUUUGGACGCUUAGACAGGAACUGAUUCGAUAUCAUAUGUCCUUCGUACCUGACCUUUGAUCACUCGAUGACUAAAUAAAAACGUGUCGUUUUCGG